Molecule: messenger RNA, 4444 nt
Organism: Polychytrium aggregatum
Lineage: Eukaryota; Fungi; Chytridiomycota; Chytridiomycetes; Polychytriales
Product: P-loop containing nucleoside triphosphate hydrolase protein
Exons: 27
Coding region: 35-4270 (1411 amino acids)
Biological process (GO): transmembrane transport
Cellular component (GO): membrane
Molecular function (GO): ATP binding; ABC-type transporter activity; ATP hydrolysis activity
Source: RefSeq, a predicted model, not a curated record
AUCUGAUUGCCCUUGCCAGCUCGCAGGGCUGUUGAUGUAUUGUUUCAGCGUGCCUGCAGGCCACACCCGCAAUCCUGUCGCAGCCCGAGCCAAUCUCGCUGGCAUUUCUCCCAGGAAACUUCCUGGCCAUCAAUCAGCCUCCCCAUCCAAACCUCAUAUAAUCUUGCACCCUAUGAAUCCACUCUCCUUCGUGACGCUCUCAUGGCUCUCGGGCCUCCUCCGCACUGGCUCCAGUCGCAAGCUGGAUGGACGGGACAUCGAGGCUGUCACCGCCAAAGUACAAUCGGAUGUCCUGAUCGACCUUUUCCGCCAACACCGCGACCGGCUGCUUGCCCCGUCCCUGCUCAAGGACAAGACGCCGCCGACUCCGAAAGCACCUGUCAUUGACUCCAAAUCCCUCUUCAUGAUCUACUGUCGGCUUUUCUUCUGGAGGUGGCUUGCCUCGUUCCUGUGCUCCGCCAUCAACAUGGUUUGCCGUCUUGUCACGCCGCUGAUUCUCUACGAGAUCAUAGAGCAGCUCUCGGGGCGGCGCUCAGUCAUCAACAACGGCUACGCGCUUGCCUUCUUGAUGUUCCUGGCCAAUCUCGGAGCCGGCUUCUCUCAGGCACUCUCCACCCAGAUCGCCACCAAGGUCUCUGCCGACAUCAAGGCUCUGAUUAUCAGCAACGUCUAUGAAAAAUCAUACCGUCUCAACGCCAAGAGCAUGGCCAGCUUCAGUGAAGGCUAUCAACUUGUGCUCGUGACUGUGGACAGCGACAUGAUCAGCAAUGUUGCCAAGAACGCCGAAAAGCUUGUCCUGGUUCCAAUCGAGGUUGCCGUCACAAUGUUCCUUCUGUCCCAGUUCUUUGGCCUCCGCAUUGUCACGAUUGGUGCAUUGGUGACGGCUGCUUGCCUGUUGCUCUGCGGCGGAGCCUCGAUCUUCUUGGGCCGCUUCCAGCGCAAGAUGCUCUCUGCAAACGACAGUCGUGUCUCUCUGCUCGAGGAGAUCUUGGUCAACAUCCGCACGGUCAAGUUGCAGUGCUGGGAAUCGCUCUUCGAGAACCGCGUCAGCGCCAUUCGCGGGAAGAUGCUCUCGGGUCUGGCGGGCUACCUGGUGUUCAACGUCAUUCUGCUUCUUCUGGUUUUGAUUGUGAUGUAUUUGCUGCCCAGCAUCGUCUUUGGUGCCUUUUUGAUCUCCAACAGCGAGGCCGUCCUUACUGCCAACAUUGCCUUCCCGUCCCUGAGCUUGCUCGGCCAACUGGAGAGCCUGUUUGUGUUUCCGGUUGCCACCAGCGCUAUGGGACAGGCCAAUGUGUCUUGGAAGCGAUUUGCGUCCUUCUACUGCGCCGACGAAGUUGAAGCACCACUCCGUGAUGAUGAUGAAUCCAGCAGCGACGCUGGAUACGCCAUCCGGAUCCAGAACGGAUACUUCCGAUGGGAUUCUACCCCACCGGCACCUAAGAGGAAGCGAUUCAACUUUUCAAAGUUCAAACAAAGCCUCCGCCGCAAGCACAAGCCUCAAAACGACGGCGGCUUGGUUAUCAUCCAGGAUUACCCCUUGGACCCUGUUAGAAUCGGGAGCGACCUUGACAAAGCUACAAAUGGUUUGCACAAAGACAAUCCAAGCUCCCAAGCCGGGCUAAGUGCCUCGCACACCACCAUCUUCAACUCGCCUUCGCAUGGCAGUUCCAUUUUCGGAGAGGUCUUGCUCUCCAAGAGCUCUUUCGACAGCUCCGGGUCAAGGGCUAGCCACGGUUCCCAGCUACCGCUCUUUGAGAAUAUCAAUCUUACGAUUCAGAAGGGCUCGCUCGUCGCCAUCGUCGGAAAGGUGGGCUCUGGAAAGUCGUCCAUCUUCUCCGGCAUCAUCGGCCACAUGAGCAAGCUCUCUGGCACCACAACCAUCAGCGGAAAGCUGGCGUACGUUCCGCAGCAGCCUUGGAUCAAAUCGGGCUCGAUUCGAGACAACAUUGUGCUGGAAUCGGACGGUCCAGAUACGUGCGAGCGACUCGAUCGAGCGGUUCGCUGCUGUGCACUUGGACCCGACCUAGACAUGCUGCCGGCUGGAAUUCACACUCAGCUCGGAGAACGCGGGGUGAAUCUCUCUGGCGGCCAAAAGGCCCGGAUCGCACUAGCCCGCGCGGUGUUCAGCGAUGCCGACGUAUUUUUGCUUGACAACCCGCUGACCGCAUUAGACACGACUGUGGCCAAACAGGUCUUUGAAGAUUGCAUUGCCUCCAACACCGGCAUUCUCGGCGACAAGACUCGGGUCGUCAUCACCAACCAGCUCUCAUUUCUGCCGCUGUUUGAUCGCAUCAUCAUCGUGGACAAGGGCAGGAUUGUUCAUGACGACACAUAUGAGCACCUUAUUCAACUCAACAGCCCCGAGGAUCUGUUUGUAGACAUUGAGCCGACCGACGAUGAAGAAGUGUGUCUUUCGCAAGAGAACAUGGCAGCUGUUGAUUCGGCCAACCAGAUCCACUCUAAUGACGUCGAUGAUACUGAUGAGCUGGAGACGCCAAAGCCAACAUCUGGCUCUGAGCAGCCUGCGCAAGCCCAGCCAACGCAGUCCAUCAUUGCCAGCGAGGAACUCCGCCACGGCUCUGUGGGCCGCAAAGCAUAUCUGGAUUACUAUAGAUACACCUCUGGGUAUCUUGGCAUGACGCUGCAGAUCAUUUGUGUGCUGCUCAUAAUUGCCGCCAACAUCAGCGCCACUCUGUGGCUCAAUGCUUGGAUGGGCGAAUCGUCCGGCAUGAGCCAGUAUGACUCCUGGAUGAUUUAUGCCAUCUUGAAUGUCCUGCGCUACUCUUUCACAGGGCUGUUCGUCAUUGUAACCAUGCGCAACUCCUUUGUUGGAUCCCGACGGCUCCACGCGCGAUUGGUGCAAAAGAUUCUCUCGGCACCACUGUCGUUCUUUGAGUCGCAGCCUGUUGGAAGAAUCCUCAACCGUUUGAGCAAGGAUAUGGAGUACUUUGAUCAGUUCCAGGCUGACGACAUCAUGAACAGCUUCUGGGGCAUCAGUAGUCUCUUCUGUGCCCUCUUCUAUAGCAUCUACGCUGCACCUUGGAUUGUCGGUUUCUAUGUACCAAUAGCUUGGAUAACUUGGAAGCUCUAUGGAUAUCUCCGCAUGUCUCUGCGUCAGCUUAAGCGUCUGGACUCUAAUAAGCGGGGAACGCUCAACUCACACAUUGCCGAGUCAUUCUCGGGCAUGCUCACAAUUCGAACAAACGAGUGCCAGGACAAGUUCAUUGCCAAACAGCGUGUUCUCACAGACGAAUCCAGCAAUCUGUCGCUGUACCUUGCGUGCUCGUACAUAUGGAUCGAGUUCCGGCUCUGUGUCGUCAUUGCGCUGUUCACGCUUGCAUUCCUGGCGAUUGCCAUGGCCGCUCAUGUGCCAGCUGAGUUGAUCGCGCUGGCGCUGAUUUAUAUUGUCGACUUCCCAGCAUAUAUUAAUUACUUUGGAACGUACUAUGCCCAAGUCGAGCAAGGCAUGAACACAAUCGAGCGAUUCAGCUUCUAUCUCGAGAACGUCGAGUCCGAGGAGGUCUUCAAGAGCUCGGGCGAGAAGCCCGAGGAGCCGGACUGGCCCAGCAGCGGUCGCAUCCAGUUCGAGGAUCUCGAGAUCAUCUAUCCCAGUCGGCCAAACCGUCCAGCCCUCGCUGAUAUCAAUCUCGACAUUGCUCCGGGCGAGAAGGUGGCGAUUGCUGGACGCACGGCAAGCGGCAAGAGCACCGUCCUGAACUCACUCUUCAGGCUGGUCCGACCCUCCAAGGGCCGGAUCGUCAUUGACGACAGAGACAUCCAAAAUGUCGACCUUGGGCUUCUCCGACGAAAGAUCCAGAUUCUUCCCCAGGAAGUUGUCCUGUUUCAUGGCACGAUCCGAUCGAACAUCGACAUGGAGGGCAUGCACUCGGACCAGACAAUCUGGGGAGUUUUGGAGAGCCUUGGGAUUAAGGACGAGAUUUCAGCGCUCCCGAACAGACUUGAGAGCGAAGUGCUGCCACGAGGCGAGAAUCUGUCUUUGGGACAGCGUCAGUUGCUGUGCGUUGCCCGGGCACUGGCAGCCAACCCCAAGAUUCUGGUGAUGGACGAGUCCUCGAGCUCACUCGACAAGGAGUCCAACGCGGCGCUCAACCAGGUCAUCAUGGAGGCCUUCUCCGACUCGACCGUCUUGAACAUCACACACCGACUGGAAACUGUCCGAGACUUUGACCGCAUCGUCGUCCUGAACGCCGGGCGCAUUCAACAAAUCGGAGCCCCGGGCGAUGUUCUCACGAUGACACCCAAGCCAUAAGCACCUCAUUCGUACAGCGUUCCCAGAACGAAACCAAACAGCCCAGCCAUGCGAUUGCUUGUCUGGCUGCGUGCCUCUUGCGACUUGCUCUCCCUCGUCUCGCUCCUCCUUCUCGGCUCUCUCUUCAUGCUCGUUUCCCCUCCCCCCCCCAAAAAAAAACCAUUGCAUCCACCG